Microthlaspi erraticum is the source of this 330-nucleotide messenger RNA. The record is from the annotation of a GenBank genome assembly. NCBI's taxonomy places the organism in Eukaryota, Viridiplantae, Streptophyta, Magnoliopsida, Brassicales, Brassicaceae.
AUGGCGAUCGAACAUGACGUUUCGCGGCCUUCGCUAAGCUUCCGUGAAAACCAUGUGACGAAAGACGCCGUGGGUCAGCUGCUCACGGCGACACCUCGUUCAGCAGGCGAAUAUCAACAGCAAGAAAGGCAAAGGAAAUUUCAUCCCGAACUCGGUAAAAAAGCAUUCGUAAACGCAUAUCCAUCCCGGCGGAGCAUCGUAAGGCCUCUCAUGCUCCUUCGGAAUCCGGAACUCAAUACAACCCGAGAAGCCGACUCUCUUCGUCAGCGCUGUAAGAAUCUCAGGAGUCAUCCACGUCUGCCAUCCGUUAUACGCGGCAUUUGGAUUUAG